Molecule: messenger RNA, 705 nt
Organism: Aspergillus eucalypticola CBS 122712
Lineage: Eukaryota; Fungi; Ascomycota; Eurotiomycetes; Eurotiales; Aspergillaceae
Product: peroxiredoxin family protein
Exons: 4
Coding region: 199-705 (168 amino acids)
Biological process (GO): cell redox homeostasis; cellular response to oxidative stress; hydrogen peroxide catabolic process
Cellular component (GO): mitochondrion; cytoplasm; peroxisome
Molecular function (GO): thioredoxin peroxidase activity
Source: RefSeq, a predicted model, not a curated record
GAACCAUUCAUUCAACUGAAGCUAAGGUCGAAUUACCCGCCACAGGCUCGCUGCCCCCGUUCCGUCUCCCCUUCUUCCCUAUAUAACCAACCUUCCAUUCCCUUCCCAAUCUUCUUCACUCUCACAACUCACUACUACUACUACUCAAUCACUCAUACCUUUUCUAGUACACCUUACUACCAACUAAUCUCAUUCACAAUGUCUGGCCUCAACCCCGGUGACAGCUUCCCCGCUGACGUUACCUUCUCCUACAUCCCCUGGUCCGAGGAGAAGGGCGAGAUCACCUCUUGCGGUAUCCCCAUCAACUACUACGCCUCCAAGGAGUGGGCCGACAAGAAGGUCAUCCUCUUCGCCCUCCCCGGUGCUUUCACCCCCGUCUGCUCUGCUCGCCACGUCCCCGAGUACGUUGAGAAGCUCCCUGAGAUCCGCGCCAAGGGUGUCGACGUUGUUGCCGUCCUUGCCUACAACGAUGCCUACGUCAUGAGCGCCUGGGGCAAGGCCAACCAGGUCACCAACGAUGACAUUCUCUUCCUGUCUGACCCCGAGGCCAAGUUCUCCAAGAGCAUCGGCUGGGCCGACGAGGAGGGCCGCACUGGUCGCUACGCCAUCAUCAUCGACCACGGCAAGGUCACCUACGCCAAGCGUGAGCCCGCCAAGAACCACCUCGAGUUCUCGAGCGCCGAGGCCGUCCUCAAGCAGCUGUAA